Messenger RNA from Cladophialophora immunda, 4167 nucleotides. RefSeq lists its product as uncharacterized. NCBI's taxonomy places the organism in Eukaryota, Fungi, Ascomycota, Eurotiomycetes, Chaetothyriales, Herpotrichiellaceae. The transcript has a single exon. The coding region runs from base 1 to 4020 and encodes 1339 amino acids. The record is from RefSeq and is a predicted model, not a curated record.
AUGGAGAGCCGCCCGCCACACACGCCAUCAAACACUGUGCGGCGGAAGCCCGCCCCGGAUGCGCAACUGGGUCCGGUUGCCAAAUACACCCCGUUAAGAGCAGAAGACGAGGUUGACCCAGUGACGCAUCCUACACAAAUGCACCAGGUGAUGUCGGACCCAGCUAAUGUCUCCGAGUCAGAAUCACAAGAGGGUUCUGAUUUGAUUGGGGAUGCGGGAUUCGCCCUCGGUCAACAACCUAGCAAGGAGCCGUUCACGCGAGCCGUUAUCGGCAGUAAGAGCCUCAACGAUCGGAACAAUAUUGCGGAAUCUUGUCGACCGUGGGAACCUUUCUGGCAUCGAAGGAGCGUUCUGGGGGCUUUUCUCCUGCUGUUUGUGCUUCUGAUCGUUGCACUUGGCGUACUUUAUCAACUAUCAGAAGCAUGGAAUGGUUUCAGCACAGGCAUCUCCUCCAAUGUCUAUACCUGGAAGUACGGUCCUACAGUUGUGCUGACGGCUGUUGCAAUCCUCUGGCAGAAAGUAUGCUACACUUCAAAGAUCAUUUCACCUUGGCAAUCAAUGUUUCGUGCGUCUGGCGGCCACGGAGGUCAAACACUACUGGUUGACUACAUCACCCCGAUGUUCCCUGCGAUCAUGUCACGAGCAGUCAAGAACCGCCAUUGGGGAGUCCUCGCGGCCGAAUCUGGAAGACUGCUCCUCAUGAUUGCUACAGGUUUCUCAACAGGCCUCCUGGUCCUCUCGGCUGUACCCAUGCUCGAUACCGGAGUUCCAAUCCACCUGAACUCGACUUUCUCUGCAGCCGGAGUGUCCGGUCAAUAUGGAGGUGCGCCCAACCCCAGUGUCGACGGCGUCGGUGCGGGAAAUAUAGGAAAUCUGAGCUUUCUUGAUACUACUUUGCGCAAUUAUUAUGGCGCUUCUCAUGGAGACCUACCCUUCAGCUUCGGCACAACAGCGACUAUGGCCUAUGAUACCUUUAUCGUAGACCAGUCGUUGCACGCCAGCUCACUAUUGACCGUCACCUUGGAUGCUUUCCUUCCUGAUUUCCAGUGCCACAUACCGGUGCUUCACAAUCCACUUCCGAUCCAGUACACCGUCCUUGGUUCCGAAGUCGAUCCUCUCAUUUCGCUCGAUAUCGAAGUUGAAGGGUGUGUUCCCACUCUUGAUACGUCAUACACUAUCAUGAACUCGAAUUUCGACUUUACAGCUCAUUCUCGGACAAUAGAAGGCGAUUGGGAAGUCAUAUACAUGCAGUGCCCGUCAGGGCUUGAGCCUGCCUGGUUACUGGCAGUCACCGAUGGGAGAUACACGCAAUUGGCUUACAAUCAAUCGAGCUUCUCCUAUAAUUACUUGGUCAACAUCGUUAACAUCUCGAUAGCUGUGUGCCGACCAACGUACUCCAUCAAGAGUUCAGCGGUCAUCAUAGAUCCUGCAGCCAUUCCAGCCGGGACUGGGGUGCAGUUACAAAGCACCCAGAACGGGACGACCAGAAUGCUGGACAACUUCAACACCACGAACACUCUUCUUGCUUUCGAGAGCAUCAUCAUGGCUGGGUCAGAUCUCACUUUAGCACCGUUAGCAAAAGUGGCGAAUACCACUCAAAUGGUAUAUCCUUACCCCUACUUCUCGUUGCUUGCCGAUCAUUACGGAAAAUCGAGUUUGGAACCCUUUCUGGAUCCGGAGAACAUGGUUGCCAGUGCUCAAGCUGUUUAUCAAGGGGUCAUGGUUCAAUUUGCUCAUAAGUUUCUUACUCAGCCACAAAACACCACGGUUCAGAGCCAACAACAUGUUCAAGAGAAUCGGUUAUUCGUCAAGCUGUCGCCUCUCGUCGUCAUGGCCACCGCGUUUGGCCUCUUGGCAGUAUGCACGACCGCCAUCUUGAUUAAUCGAGCGACUGGCCUUCUUCCACGAAACCCUGACAAUGCCGCCAGUCAAGCUGCGAUACUCACUUCGAGCGCAGACUUGUUGUUGCUGAUUCGGAACACCGGGCAUUUCCCCGAUAGCAAAUUGAACGAUCUCCUCGCGCCGAGGACGUUCAGGUGCACCGUGGUCGACGACACCGACUCUCCGAGAGUGGUGGUGGAACCUCAGCUAGGAAAGCCCGCAAAUGGUCGUCAGCCGGCCACCCAAGACCGUCCAUAUUGGCAGCCAUUUGCUAUUUCGUGGCGCUUCAUGGCUCUGAACUUCAUCACGCCGGCUGGUGUAGUGAUUGUCCUCGAAGUGCUGCAGGGAAAAUCAGCCGACACUGGCGGUAUCUGCUCUAUUUCGAUGUCAAGCAGCAUUGCGCAUCUCUUGUCUACAAUCGUUCCGGCAUGCGUCAUGAUACUUAUAUCAACCAUGUCUCAGAGUGUGGACUCGGCCAUAUCGAUAUUCAGCCCGUUCGCCAAGUUACAAUCUGGGGCUUCCCACCGUUGGAGGCCAACCGCGGACAGCCCGCUGGCCCACAUGCCUUUGAGGAAUCUGUUUGCGGGAGCCUGGGACAUGAACCCGAGUCUUUCUUUUUCGUCGGUGACUAGGUUCCUUGCACCAUUCCUCACCAUCAUUGUCGCCGCGCUAUAUAAGAUAACACCAUAUGAGAUCCCCACAUUGGGUUCUGUGCGAGUGACUUCACAUGUCAACAGUAAUUGGACAUCCUACGAUGGCGCCACGUCGGACGGGACGGCGGGAAUAUCACUGGGCUUGAUUGAGCAGCAAGGGGCCCCAUACCCACCAUUUACAUUCGACGAACUUGCUUUCCCCGAGUUCACUAUUCCUGCAUCUACACAAGUCGAUAACGUGACCGAUGAGGGGGUCACAGUCACGCUGCCAGCUACCCGAGCUUCGUUGGACUGUGUUUUCGUUCCGCCUGAAAAAGUCACUGCCAACGUCACGGAUUCUGCCUACUCGUGCGAGGGUCAAAGCUGUUUGGCUACGAUGUUGUUCCAGACCAACAUCUCGGCUAAAUGUGCUGACCAGCUUUACGCCCCUUUGUUACUACUGCCCAACGACGGAGCAGGUGCUUACGCGAGCGGUAUUUGGCUGACAUUUUGGUCUAAAAGGCAAGGGUGGUACUCCGAAGAUUGCCCGACGAUUGGAUUCUAUUUUGGCCAUCUCCGGGUGAACGACACGGCACCUUUGAACGUGACCACGAUGAUGUGCUGGCAGGAUAUCGAGGAAGUCGAUGCUACGGUUGCUUUCCUGCCUCCGAGCAUGAAAGCCGAUCCUUCGCGGCCACCCACCGUUGAUGAGAGCACAAGAAGAACCGUUAAAUCCAAAGCACAGCUCUACACUGCCGAACUGAUCGCCGACAACCUGCCCCUCUGGCAGACUGGACCUCCCCAGGGGGAUCAUCCCGCGCGUGCGUCGCUACUAUACGCUGAUUUGGAGCCAUUACAUACUACUCCGGCGACUGGGUACUCGGGCAGCUCGUCCGUCGAGUCUUUCUUCCAAACCAUGAUUCUCGGCGGAUCGGGCAUUGACCCCGAAGAUCUGAUGGGGGUUGAAAAUCAGUCGCGCUUCUUCACCGCGACCCAGCAUCUCUACCGGAAGUAUAUGGCCUUGUACAUCAACGCCAACAUGCGCGAAGCGUACGCCACUGGUGCUCGAGCCCCUGUCUACAAUGCUACCUUCUAUAGCGGCACCGGUCUUCGCCUGAUACAGAACAACUCGUCCAAGAUUGCACUUCAAGCCAUUCUAGGAACGAUGAUCCUCUGCAGCCUCCUGGCGUACGCAACGCUGCCGAUAUGGAACAUUCGUAGAUCGUUGCCUCACAACCCGUGCACUAUUGCCGGCAUGAUGAGCUUCCUCGCCGGAGACUCUGUCUGUUCCAGGGAUGUCAACCCUGUGGGCGCAGAGUUCAUGACCGAUCAACAGUUGAAUCGUGUGUUUGCCGACCGAGUCUUUGCGAUGGGUUGGUGGUUCCCAGCUGCGAAGGGAGAAGUUCUCGCGUCGACGAAGUCCAGAUGGCGAUUUGACAGAGCAGCGGACAAGGAAGGCGCACGAUUUGGCAUUGGUGUCCAGAACUCCACUGGAAUGGCCAAAUGAGGGCUGCCAAUCUGUACAAAGACUGUCUGACUGGAAUUCUCCCUCGCUUUUCAAGUCGAGUUGCGCUCUUCCAGGCUCCAUGCUUCCUGAAACACCCCGUAGGAUCUAAUAAUGUUGCGCGUCGAUCGAGCAUUGAUGGUGGGCGAG